Dreissena polymorpha is the source of this 796-nucleotide messenger RNA. RefSeq lists its product as uncharacterized. NCBI's taxonomy places the organism in Eukaryota, Metazoa, Mollusca, Bivalvia, Myida, Dreissenidae. The record is from RefSeq and is a predicted model, not a curated record. The coding region runs from base 104 to 796 and encodes 230 amino acids. The transcript is spliced from 6 exons.
GCCCGGGAUGUUCUACUAAGUGGUGUGGCCUAGGAUUAAUCGAUAGCCAGCAUCGAGAAAAGUAUUUGUUGCGACCUUGAAUCGGCAGUUUGGUGUGAUAAAAAUGUGUUUCCUGACUAGUUUGCUACUCUCGGUAUUCCUACUAGGUCAAGACGUCGCGGCACAAGGGGCCGUCACCUCUGAACCGCAAACCACCAAGCCGCCACCGACAAACGGUUGCUUGGACACUAAGCGCAAGGAGGUUGAGAGCUGUAUCAACCAGCUGAGAACGGGCCUUGUGUCGAAAAAAACGACUGACGUUAACAACUUCCUGUGCGACGCCACCAGCGCCACACAGAAGGAGCGCCUCGAUUGCGUCAUCAAGUAUUUCCGGGAGUGCAAGGAAGUCGUACCGGCGGAAUUCCUAACCAUGCUUCGACAUGUCGGCGCACAAUUUUACGCCGAAGACUUGUUCCAUCUCCGAUCCGCUGACGAGUUUUGUGAGUGCGCGAAGACUCAUCACUGCUUGUCCGAGCUCGAUUUCAAUCAGAUGGCUCAAGAACUAGACCUGAAGCACGAGUACCCAUGGAAACACAUAGCCAAUCCGGAAUAUAUAUGUGGGCGGGGUCUCAGAAACAUCGACUGUGUUGGUCGCUCGCUGCCCGUGUGUACCCUGUAUCUACAGCACAAGUACAACCGGACCGUCCAGGACGCCAAGGUCGCUUGGGUAAAUGUUGCUGACCUCGAGUACGCUCAUACAUUUGCGGAGAAGCGGUGCAGGAUUUGGUCAAAAGCGCCAUCAAAUCAGAUCCCAUAG